GGUAACCGAUGGCGGAAACUCAUUAACAGUUACGUUUGGCAGUCUGCCACAGCCACAAAUGAGCGUUAACAUCCAUUAAGCGGCAUAGGCACCCCCAUUUGCCAACAUAUUCCCUACUAUUUAUUACAAUACUUUUGUGUGUUUGAUGCGAAAAUGAGAUUUAAUUUGGUUAAAACAUCCGUUGCAAUUUUUUGUCUUAUAUUUGUGCAAAUCUAUGGCAUACAAGAUGCCAGCGGAAAGCGAAUUGUUAGUAAGUAUGAGCGCAUCAUGCAGAUGUACCCCCAGCCGGACACGGGCAGCGAAUCCUUGCAAUGGCGAUCCGUCGGCAAGGACAUGCUGCAUCCCUGCAAGCGGGAGUGCGUGGAUCAGCAGCCAAUGACCUGCUACUACUACCUGGUGGUCCACUACGACGACACGAUGGCGGCGACCUGCAAGCGCCUCCUUCAGACCAAAUAUCGUUUCAAACUGGCCAAUGGCAAGGAGUACAUCGAUAGCUCCAAGGUGUCCGCCAACGAUGACUGCAAGUACGCCGACGGUCUGGAGUCCAAGGUGAUGGUCGUGAACGGCCGCCUGCCCGGGCAUUCCAUCGAGGUCUGCUACGGGGACACCAUCGUGGCGGAUGUGAUCAAUAGCAUGCACGAGACGACCACCAUCCACUGGCAUGGCAUGCACCAGCGGCUCACCCCGUUCAUGGACGGUGUACCGCACGUCACCCAGUAUCCGAUUGAGGCCGGACAGGCCUUCCGCUAUCGCUUUCAGGUGGAUCAUGGCGGCACGAAUUGGUGGCACAGCCACACCGAGCAUCAGCGGGCCUUCGGGCUGGCGGGGCCACUGAUUGUUCGGCAGCCAGCGAAGCUCAAUCCCCAUGCGCAUCUUUACGACUUUGAUCAGACGGAGCACGUGAUCAUGAUCCAGGACUGGGUGCACAACUUUGUGGAGAGCGUGGCGGAGAAUAUUCUGAUCAAUGGCCGGGGACGGAACAUGAAAAAGGGCAGCAAGGUGAGGCCCACACUGUAUGCCCACUUUCCGGUCAUACGGGGCGGACGGUAUCGCUUCCGUGUCAUCUUCAAUGGGGUGUCCAACUGCCCGAUCAGCCUGAGCAUCGACAAUCACGAUCUGGUGGUGAUUGCCAGCGAUGGCAAUGACAUCGAGCCCGUUGAGGUGCAGAAGAUCAUGUUCCACGGCGCGGAGAGAUUCGAUUUUGUGCUGCACGCCAAUCAGGAGGUGGCCAACUACUGGAUCCGCAUCAAGGGCUACAGCUUCUGUGCCAAGAAUCAGCUGCAUCAGGAGGCGGUGCUCCAUUAUCAAGAUGCCGAUCCCAAGGUCUUGGACACGCACACCCUGAGCUAUGCCUACGAUGCCCCCGGCAUAAUGCUGAACGAGCUGGGCGAUGACACCGGCGGCAACAGUGCCCAGAGCAUAUCGCUGGCCACUCUCAAUGCACAGCGUGCGGAGCCGGUGAUGAAGCCGGCAGCGACAUUCUACACUAGCAUGAACGCCUUCCAGAUAACCGGCGAGGGAUUCCGCUUCCAAAUGGACGACAUCACCUUCAGCAUGCCGAAGAUGUCGCUGCUGCAGACCCGCAACCUGGGCAUCGGGCAGUACUUCUGCAACAGCUCCCAGCAGGCGCACAUGGGCUUCAACUGCAAACAGCGACAUUGCCAGUGCUCGAAUGUCAUCCAGGUGCCGGCGAACAAGAAUGUGGAGUUUGUUAUUUCCAGCAAGUCGAACACACCGCAUCCCGUCCACCUGCACGGCUACACGUUCCAAGUGGUGGGCAUGGGAGUGCUGGGCGAGACGAAGAUUGGCCAGAUCGAGGAGAUCGAUCGACUCAAGCCAUUGCCGCGACGGGGACGCAGUGCACCGCUAAAGGAUUCGGUGCAGGUACCAGCCUUUGGCUACACCAUUAUACGCUUCUACAGCGACAGUCCCGGCUAUUGGAUGUUCCAUUGUCACAUUUCGCCGCACUCAGAGAGUGGUAUGGCGGCCGUGGUGCGGGUCGGCGAGGAUGUGCAGAUGAAGAUGUGUCCCGUCAGCAAUUGCGGCCUGUGCAGCUCCGUCUCGUGAUCGAAUUUCACACUGUAUGCAUAAUAAAAUAAUAUUCUACGGAUGGCA
Drosophila pseudoobscura is the source of this 2115-nucleotide messenger RNA. It is a transcript of the gene Mco4, whose product is annotated as Multicopper oxidase 4. Bases 154 to 2067 code for a protein of 637 amino acids. The transcript is spliced from 3 exons. Gene Ontology annotation, molecular function: oxidoreductase activity; copper ion binding. The record is from RefSeq and is a predicted model, not a curated record. Lineage: Eukaryota; Metazoa; Arthropoda; Insecta; Diptera; Drosophilidae.